This is a messenger RNA of Alligator mississippiensis (American alligator), 2503 nucleotides long. It is a transcript of the gene TPD52L2, whose product is annotated as TPD52 like 2. NCBI's taxonomy places the organism in Eukaryota, Metazoa, Chordata, Crocodylia, Alligatoridae. The coding region runs from base 100 to 789 and encodes 229 amino acids. Gene Ontology annotation, cellular component: cytoplasm. The transcript has 9 exons. The record is from RefSeq and is a predicted model, not a curated record.
GUGGGUGGGGCUGGGCGUCGCUUGCGUGCGUGCGUGCGGGGGUGUCGGCGGCGCCGCAGCAGCAGUGUCUUCCGCCAGCCGCUCCCGGCGCGGCCCGACAUGGAGAGCGCGAGCCAGGACAUCAACCUGAACUCUCCCAACAAAGGUCUGCUGGCCGACAGCAUGACGGACGUGCCCGUGGAGAGCGCCGCCGCGGCCCGCGCGCCCGCCUGCGAGGGGCUGACGCCGGCCGAGGAGGAGGAGCUGCGCACCGAGCUGGCCAAGGUGGAAGAGGAGAUUGGUACUCUGCGCCAAGUCCUGGCUGCCAAAGAGAGACACUGUGGAGAGCUGAAGAGAAAAUUGGGCCUGACUCCCUUUGAUGGGCUGAAGCAAAAUUUGUCCAAGAGCUGGCAUGAUGUUCAGGUCUCCACUGCUUAUAUGAAAACAUCUGAGAAACUUGGAGAAUGGAAUGAGAAAGUGACACGGUCUGACUUUUAUAAGAAGACUCAGGAAACCCUGUCUCAGGCAGGACAGAAGACUUCAGCUGCCCUUUCUAACGUGGGCUCUGCUAUAAGCAGGAAAUUUGGUGACAUGAGGGCUCAUCCCUUCUCGCAUUCGUUUAGCAGUUACUCCAUUCGCCAUUCGAUAAGUAUGCCUGCUAUGAGGAAUUCUGCAACCUUCAAGUCAUUUGAAGAUAGAGUUGGGACCAUAAAGUCCAGAGUGGUGGGCAGCAGAGAGAACAGCACUGACGGCCUCCACUCCCCAACAGGCGUUGGAGAUAAGCCACCACAGGACAACGCUUCUUUCUAAACCCAUCGCAUGGCUUUGCACGGCUGUGCACAACUGCGAGAGUGAACCCCUCUAAUUUUUCAUCACAGUAACAACAUGCAGAUAAGGGGAGGGGAUGAGCCCCACUCUGAAGAGAGAGAUCCAUACAUCAACACACAGACAUUGCUGCUGGGUUCAAGUCAAAUAAAGAGAACACAAAGUUUUGUACACAACUAUUUUACACUAAAGUUUGUAGAUGAAGUGCAUCACUGUGCUGUCCUCCUGGGAGAGCACUUAAAAUGGAGUUUCCUCAGUGUAGUUCAGAAGCAUUCUUUUGGCAUAAGUUGCCUGUGGUCCCCACUCAGAGAUGUGGUCUUCAAGCUGGGGAAGCUUUUGGCCCACGUGACGAGCAGUUAUGGAAGAAGCUAAUUGCACAGGAGACCUAAAUCUUCCAUUUUUGGCUGUUCAAAAUCAUUUAUGGCAGUAGUUGGGUCAUCUCCCUCGCUUCUCCCAUCACUGCUCCCUCCUGCUAUCCCAGAAAUGGUGCCGGAGACAUGAAUGAGGGAAACAGUUAUUUUCUCUGGGCUCCCAAACAGGAAACUUGGUUUAGCAGCUGCCUCGUUACACUAAUGCUCUAGCUUUAACAAAACUAAAAUUUUAUUUUUAAAAGCAAUGGACUUCAAAAAUGAAAGCUGACCAGAAAAAAAAAAGAAGCUUUAGCAUCAUAUUAGGGAUAUAUUCCCCUGGACUCUGAAGCUGAAAUGCAAGCCUUACAUCACCUUAUGCUUUACUUGUUUAUAAUCUUUUUAUAUAGAGAGAACUGUGAGGGUUAUCAAGUUGGGUUUUGAGCACUGGAGUUUUGCAUCAUACAGUAGUAGCAGCAUGCCUAUGUGCCAGUUAUUGUGUUCAUUUGAAAUGGUGCACUCUGUUGCUUCAGUGUGUAAAACUUGCUUCUCUGUCCUUGAUAUAAGCCUGUGUUCCUGGAAAAGAAGGCUGCUAGCAGUGUGGAUUAGGAAAGGGCAAAGGUGUGUGUAGCAAUACGGGCACCGUACUGGAGAAUCCCUUCUCCGCCUCACCCCUGUACAGGCUAAGCAGUUUGGAACAUCCUCAGUGUGAUCGCACAUUCUCUUGGCUAAUAUCCCCACCUAGAAUCGUUGUUUACAGGAACUGGAGAGAAUACUGGAGACUGACCUCUUCCCAAAGUGUCUGGAUAUGAUGCUCUUCUGAUGUCCAGCACAGCUGCUCAGGAGCUGUAGAAUUCAAGGUUACCUUACAGUGGCCUGAUUUGAACCCAGGCAAGAGGUGCCUCCAUGUCAGACAUACCUAGAGUGAGCAAUUCUGUGCCUUAGAGGCGAAGUGGGUCUUACUCAGGUCUUUAGGUUUGCUUACGUACAUAUCAGAGUAGUCGCGAUGGCUUGUUACUCUAGUGGAACUAAACCUUACUCAACCCUUUAGAGAAGCAAGUUUUGACACUUAUCUGCUGAUUUAAUAAUCUCAAUACCCACCCCUGGCCCCCCAUUUUGCAGGUGUUGUGGGAGUGCUAUGACAUGUUAGAAGGCAGACGUACUAGGAACUAGGCGGAGUGUAGAGUGUCAUUUACCGGGGUUUAUUGUUUUGUGGCUGAACCUUGCCUCUGAAUGGGGGAGCAGUAUCGAUUAAAAUGGGGACUGCUGGAGUUUAGGUAUUGAACUGUUUCUCUUUACAUGUGAAUAUUAGGGAAAUUUGUCAAUAAAGCAUUCCUUUGGGGAAAAAAAAA